Aethalodelphis obliquidens (Pacific white-sided dolphin) is the source of this 2977-nucleotide messenger RNA. It is a transcript of the gene EDARADD, whose product is annotated as EDAR associated via death domain. Gene Ontology annotation, molecular function: protein binding. Lineage: Eukaryota; Metazoa; Chordata; Mammalia; Artiodactyla; Delphinidae. The coding region runs from base 1694 to 2209 and encodes 171 amino acids. The record is from RefSeq and is a predicted model, not a curated record. Gene Ontology annotation, biological process: signal transduction. The transcript has 8 exons.
ACCGCCGCCAGGCGUCUCAGCACAGGCCUGUGCGCGGAGGAGAGUUGCGGCCGGGCUCAGGGCGAAAGGAGGGAGCCAGGAGAGCGACCCGCGACUGCAGCCGGCUUUUAAGGCUAAUAAUCGCUUCGCAGCAGGUCCCGGGCAGCACUCCCGCGAGCUCCGCGGCGGGACCUGCCCUGGGAGACCUGGGCGCAGGACUGGAAGGGCGCUCGCGGCGGGUGCUGGCGACUCCGGGGCACCCGGGGACUCUCCCCGCGCCCUGGUCCGCUGCACCCGGGCUCCAGGUUACGCGUCUGAGGGCGGGGGGUGGAACCGGACGCGCACGGCAGGGGCUUUGCUAAUUGCCAAGCAGGAAGUGAGCGCCGGGAAGAGCGGCGGAGAGAGGGGAGGAGCGGGCGGAGGAGGGGCGCGCGGAGCUGCCGAGGUUCGCUCCCCACGCGUCCGAAAGGCAGGGCAACCGAGCCCUGCAACCCGGCUUUCCUCCCCUGUCCCGCCAGCCGCCCGGCCCUGCUCUGGCGCCCGUCGGCCCCACUCUGUCCCCAUGGCUUCUCCGGACGACCCUGUGCGCGCGGAGUCACCAAUCCAGGAGAAUGGAGGCAGCUUUGGGACAGUAGAGCAACAGCCAGCAUCAGGAGGAAGGUCCCCACCCACCCCUGGCUGAGCUGCUGGCCUUGCCACCUCGGAGCUCGCACGAUCCCCCUUUCUGUUUCCGCUUCUUCGUGCCCCAUCUGAUAUCAGAGCCUUGCCUAGAGGCCCAGCCUGCUGUUACCUGGGGCCUGUAAAAAUAAACAUUUUAAAGCUUCUGAGUAAACUAUUUGAUUUCAUACUAAUAAUGUUGUAAACGUGUGCCUCCAAGAGCUCUCAGAAAUACUUUAGGACAACUGCUUCUAGACUAGUCUCCAAUAACCAGGAUCAGCCCUCCUCCAAAUAACCUACACAACACGGGCCUGGGAGAACAAAGGUGUUUCUGCGUGAACUGCAGCGAGGGCCAGGGGGAAGGCCCGGGAUCAGGUAGAACAAGUGGAGAGACAGCGUGGGCCUGGGUCUGUGAGCGGAUUUGGCAAUAACACGUGAGGAAGAACUUCAUCCCCAGCCUGGGCUACGUCAGAAGCUGAUACAGUCACAACCAUGCGAAUGAAAAUAAUAAAAGACCUGAACGUGCCUCUAAGACUGGUCCUAAACCUCUCCUGAUCACCUAAGCCUUUCCUCAUUGCCCUCUCACUUUGCUGUUGUGCUUCAGAAAACAACAAAAAAAAAACCCUAAAUUCUCUGUGCCCUUCCCAUCUUAAGUUCCAUCUAUUCUCAGAGGUUUCAGACCAAAGCAAGAGACUUUGGGCCUCCAAACACUUGUGGUCCUGUUCACCCCAUCACCCUCUGAGGCACAGAUUCUCAGGGGGAGUCGUUCCCAAACCUGACCUGACCAGAAUAAUGAUGAUCAGCUGGGUGUGGGAACCAGCCACGUGGACCCGCUCCUGUUACAGAGGAAGAGCCAGAGGCCGGGAACACUUAAAAUGAGUCAUCCAAGGUCAUACAGCUAGACUCAUUCAAGAUCAUUUGACAAAGGAGCCAGUGGAAGACACAGACCCUAGCACUAUAUCCCUUAAUAUGUCAGACAAAUAUCCCAUUCAAGACACGGGACUCCCUAAAGCAGAGGAGUGUGAUCCAGUUAGUUUGAACUGCCCAACAAAUUCUGAUGUGCAACACCAGGUUCUCAGAGAGUCUCAGCACAGAAACAGAGGGAAAAGACAGAGAGAAGACAUUUACUGAGGUCAUUCAACAGGGAGAAGAAAAUGGCUUUCCAGACAGUACUGGAGAUCCCCUUUCAGAUAUAAGCAAGGACACGUCCUGCGCGGAAAACUGUACCUGUUCGUCCUGCUUGCUCCUGGCCCCCACCAUCAGCGACUUGCUCAAUGACCAGGACUUACUAGACGUGAUCAGGAUAAAGCUGGAUCCCUGUCACCCAACAGUCAAAAACUGGAGGAAUUUCGCAAGCAAGUGGGGCAUGCCCUACGAUGAACUGUGUUUCCUGGAGCAGCGGCCCCAGAGCCCCACCCUGGAGUUCUUACUCCGGAACAGUCAGAGGACGGUGGGCCAGCUGAUGGAGCUCUGCCGGCUCUACCACAGGGCCGAUGUGGAGAAGGUCCUGCGCAGGUGGGUGGACGAAGAAUGGCCCAGGAGGGGGCGUGGAGAGCACCCCAGGAACUUCUAGCCCUCAGCUCCUUCUCAUCGGCCUCUUCGGACCCUGAGCCGAGCACAGGUUAAGGGGCAAUGUGAAUCUGUUCUUUUUUAAGUUUAGGUGAAGGACGUGGGACAGCAGACCUUAGUUUUCCCCAAAGCUGGUGGUUUUGUGGAGGGUAGGGUAUGUUUUUGGUGGCGGAUUUUCCUUUAGUUUUGCACAUCUGUUUUUAUUUAAUAUUUGAAUCUGGAAUUGGGAAAAAUAUGUUGUAGGCUCCUAUAGGGACCAGGGCCAAAGCUACAGUCAGAGUGGAUUCAUGCCAUGAUGAAAAUAAAAGUAUCCUCUCCCUUAAAAACUGAAGACUGAACUCAGAACUAAAAGUCAUCAUCCACAAGAUCCUUUAUGAUUAAUGACACUCCCACAGCUUAGAAGGAAACCACAGAGAGAAGUUUCCCUUUAGUCUGUUACUCUUUUUGUUGUAAAGUACUUAGGUGAAUUCACAGGCUGCUGGCAUUGCGUGGUGAUACUCUUCAGGACACAUGCCAGCUUUCUUAUUCAAAUACUUGUGUAAUCUGUGCACUAUCAAAGAGGACUUUGCUUGAGUGUUUUUGAAAGAAAUGCAAAAACCGAUGGUGAUUGGGAGGACAGAGUCAGGAGUUAGCAGGGUAAUAAGGACCAUGGGAAAGGUGUUGACAAAGAGUAGGCCCGGGGCUUCCCUGGUGGCGCAGUGGUUGAGAGCCCGCCUGCCGAUGAAGGGGACAUGGGUUCGUGCCCCGGUCCGGGAGGAUCCCACAUGCUGCG